Messenger RNA from Eleginops maclovinus (Patagonian blennie), 702 nucleotides. RefSeq names its product gamma-crystallin M3-like. Gene Ontology annotation, molecular function: structural constituent of eye lens. The record is from RefSeq and is a predicted model, not a curated record. Lineage: Eukaryota; Metazoa; Chordata; Actinopteri; Perciformes; Eleginopidae. The transcript has 3 exons. The coding region runs from base 115 to 660 and encodes 181 amino acids. Gene Ontology annotation, biological process: lens development in camera-type eye; visual perception.
CAAUGGGGGCCCACUAACUCUGUAGGGGUUUGGCAGCUAUAAAAGCAAGAGUUAAAGGACACAGGACAGCAGUGCAGCACCAGCAACAGCAACAGCAGCAGCUCAUCUACAAAUAUGUCCACCACUGACAUGAGCAUGGGAAAGAUCACCUUCUACGAGGAGAAGAACUUCCAGGGUCGCUCCUAUGAGUGCAUGAGCGACUGCGCUGACAUGUCCUCCUACCUGAGCAGGUGCCACUCCUGCAGGGUUGAGAGCGGCUGCUUCAUGGUCUACGAUCGCAACAACUACAUGGGAAACCAGUACUUCAUGAGGAGGGGCGAGUACUCCGACUACACGAGCAUGGGAAUGAGCAGUGGCAUCAAGUCUUGCCGUAUGAUCCCCAUGCACAGAGGACAGUUCAGGAUGAGGAUCUACGAGAGGGAGAACUUCGGUGGUCAGAUGCACGAGAUGAUGGACGACUGUGACAACAUCAUGGACCGUUACCGCAUGAACGACUGCCAGUCCUGCAACGUGAUGGACGGCCACUGGCUGAUGUACGAGCAGGCCCAGUACAGAGGCAGGAUGAUGUACAUGAGGCCCGGAGAGUACAGGAGCUUCAGGGACAUGGGCAUGAGCGGCAUGAAGUUCAUGAGCAUGAGGCGUAUCACCGAUAUGUGCUAGACAUUUUCCAUCUUGAAAUAAAAAAGUGAAAGAUAAAAUCUG